AUGCGAGAACGCAAUUGUUUGCUGACAGACCGGCACAUAUGUAGUGUCGAUUUAACAUCGUUAUACAAUCUUCGAUAUAAACAAAUCAAUGCCAAAUGUUUUCCUGGUGUGAAAUCGUUAAUUGAACUAAUUCUUUUGAACGGUGAUCGAUUUUAUCAACAACGAUUGUCGUUAUAUUCGACGUACAUUUGUUCUAACCAUCUUCAAGCCGUUUCAAAAGAAUAUUCUGUGUCGUCGUAUAGAAAGUGUUGGUUGUGUGCGUCUUUGAACAAACCAUUACCUAACAAAUCAGAACGUAAUAUCUCGCCUAGCCAAGCUUUGACGAUUUACGAAAGCUUUGGAUUUCAUCAUUCUUAUGGAAAGACUAUAUGUUCAACAUGCCGUCACCUUGUUUCAACGCAUUCGAAUGCAAAUCGUAUUGCGAAACAUGAGAGUAUUUUCAAAUGGAUUUUAGACUGUGAAAUCAGUGAUGAUGAAUACGACGACGAUAUUAGAAGUGAUCUUUAUGAAUAUCCUAUGAUGCAUUCAUCACCGGAAAGCGUUGAUUAUAAUAGUGCAAUCGAAUUACACAAAGAAAAACGUUCCGUACUUAAUCAAUUUUUGAAGCUAUGUGGUUCUCAGAGAGUAGUUAGAACCACUCAUAACUACGAUGAUCUUAAACGUCAAUCAAAAGCCAAUUUUCUUACUUCUGCGCGUCAUUUAUUCCAGCAUAUUAUUCAAUUUUUGGUAACAGAAAAUUCCACCGAUUUUACGGAUGAACUCUUUUCUUCAAACGACGCUUCCGACAAAAAACUGUAUGAUCGUCAGUUAGUACCCGUUAUGAACGGUAUUGCUGAGGCUUAUAACAACGCCGAGGAUACAUCAACAAAACGAUCCAUUUUGUCCAUCGUUGCACCAAAGGUGAAGUUUUCACUUUUAGAAAGUUUCAUUCCUGGUUUGACACAUUAUCGAUUUACAGCGGCUCGUCUCCAUGCUGCUAAUAAACAUGCAGGCGCAAUAGUAACGAAACCACGGCGUGUUAUUUAUCGAUACGAGAUUGAACAAGUCGAUCAUUUCAUAGAUUUUAUUCUUAGUAAUUACAUUUGUACGGACAUCCCAUUUGGUGAGCGUACGAUGGCUUUAUCUGAUGGAACGAAAUUGCUAGUUCCUGAUACAAUUCGAAAUUAUAAUUCAACACGUGUAAUUGAACAAUAUUAUAAAUACGGUGGAGAACUCUUUCCGGAUUUGCCACUUCUUCAUGAUUCCACUCUAUUUAAAAUAUUAAAGGCAUGCAAAGCCUCGACACGACGUGCUGUGGCAGGAUUAAACUACUUUGUUGCCAAUGGUACCGAAGCUUUUGAUGAGUUAUUUGAAUUGGUUAACUCCUUGAAUCUUGAUUCAAACGACCAACGCCGUAUCCAAGGUGGUCUUAAACGAGGCAAGCAGUAUCUAAAAACCGAUUUUAAACUAAACGUAGUGAGAAACUCUCAUGUACCUGACUAUUGUAUUUGUUAUUCUUUAAAUGAUCCAAUGUCAGAUGAAUUUUCAGAACCGUGUAAAGAUCAUAAUCAUGAUCAGGUGUGCGCAGAAUGCACAUAUCUAGCUCAAACAUUGCAAGAUAUUCAUCAAACCAUUGUUGACUCUACAACUGAUGUUGAAGAAGUUCCGAGAAAGCUGCAUACAUUCAAUCUGGCGUGUGACAAUAUACAAGCUUGGAAGUGUCAUCAAUUACGUUCAGUAAAUCAAGAUUUAGGAAGGGAUUGUAUACUGAAUAUCAUCGGCGAAGACGCAGUCUACCUCAAUCUGGAUUUUGCGAUGAAGUGGCUUCCUGCCAAGUAUCGCGAACCACAAACGGAUUUCUUUGGAAAACGUGGCAUUUCGUGGCACAUAACAGUCGUCUCACGUAAGAAAGAAAGUCAAUCAAAUGUUACUAACAUAAACAGUGAAUCCGCACAAGAAAGUAAUAUGGCAAUCAGUGGCUGUGAACAAGAUUUAACAGAUGAGGAAGGUGUGGACCCACAUGAUCUGCAUUCAUCAAGCUUGAAAGAUUUUGAUCACACGGUAUUCGUUCACGUAUUUGAUCAAUGCGUACAAGACAGUAAUCUUGUUGUUGCAAUAAUUGCCGAUGUCUUAUUCAGACUAAAAGCAUAUGAUCCAUCAAUUGAACAAGCAUGCUUGCGAACCGACAAUGCUGCGUGCUAUCAUAGUGCACUAACGGUUUUAUCGAUGCCUACUGUAUCCGAUCAGUCAAAAAUCUCGAUUCGAAGAUUAGAUUUUGCUGAUCCACAAGGCGGAAAAGGUUCUAGUGAUCGUUUUGCUGCAGUUAUCAAAUCGCACGUUAGGCGUUAUCUCAACGAAAAGCAUGAUGUUACAAAUGCAGAAGAAUUUGUAGAAGCUUGCCGCUCAUAUGGUGGUGUGAAGAAUGUUAAUGUUGUCCAAUGUAAAUUCACACCAACUGUCCAACCAAUGAAAUUCAAGUUUAAUAAUAUAAGAAAAUUUCGAAACUUUUGCUACGAACGACAUGGUAUUCGAGCAUUUCGAGCGUGGAGCGUUGGUGAAGGUCAACUAUUUCCGUAUCACAAACUACUACCUGGAACUGUUAAAAUCGGUUUAAUGGAAUUAAUAAAUCCAUCUCAACUCAUUGUAUUUGGCUCAACCAUUCAAACUUCGAUAUCUGCAAAAACUUCGCGGGACUCUAAAACAAUCGAUCAUUUAUCCACCAAUGAUAAUAAUAACAAUCCUUUUCAAUGUCCAGAAGAAGGAUGCGUACAUUCGUUUUUCAAAUAUGGCAACUUGAUGAGGCAUCUUGCGAUAGGGGAUCAUCGGAAAGAACCCGAAAGGUUCACAUUGAUAGAUACCGCAAAGAAAUUGUAUCAUGCCAAAUUACUAACAGCAGAAAAUAAACGAAUGAUACCAUUGUCGGUUGAAAGCAUUACCUUCGAUUCAAGUAACUUUGAUGAAGUAUCUGCUCUUGAGAUGGGAUGGGGUCUUCCAACAGCGCGUGCACCGAUCAGAUACACGAUCAAGCAAAAACAAUUUUUACAAGAGAAAUUUAAUGAUGGAUUGGUCAAUGGUCGUUUCUGGAAACCGGAGACGGUGGCAAAAGCAAUGCAACAGCUUAAAGCCGGCAAUGGUAAAUAUGUAUUUGCACCUAAUGAAUGGUUAACCACAAGCCAAAUACGUAGUUAUUUCUCACGAAUGAAAAAAAAUCAAACUCAAACAACUGAACAAUCGUUUUCAACUACUCGAGCAAUCCCUACAUUUCUUGAUUUAGAAGGGGAUAAUGAAGAAGAUAUCGACGAGGAGUCUUAUGCAGAGGAAUUUUUCAAAGAUGAUACAGCUAUUCAAGAAGCCGUUGAGAGAGAUACUUUUCUUAAAGAAGCAAGUCGCUCGACCUAA
Adineta ricciae is the source of this 3378-nucleotide messenger RNA. The record is from the annotation of a GenBank genome assembly. NCBI's taxonomy places the organism in Eukaryota, Metazoa, Rotifera, Eurotatoria, Adinetida, Adinetidae.